Caenorhabditis angaria is the source of this 2056-nucleotide messenger RNA. The record is from the annotation of a GenBank genome assembly. NCBI's taxonomy places the organism in Eukaryota, Metazoa, Nematoda, Chromadorea, Rhabditida, Rhabditidae.
AUGGAGGAGGAGAUUUUUAAGUGUGUUAAGGUAAGGAUUUUGGGUCAAAAUUUUGAAAUUGGAAUUAAGAUCCAGCUUUCCAAAAUUCUCAGAAUCUCAUCUCAACCCGCCCAAACUCCACCAAACUCCCCAAACUCUCCAUUCUACCCUCCCCAAAAUCCCUUGAAACCACCAUCGAAUUCUGCGAAAACAUCGAAGAAUGUUCGCAAAAAUAUCAACAACAAUGCGGAAAUCUACUGGAAUCUCACAAAAUUCUGCCAGAUUGUCAAUUCCUCCUAUUCUACACUCACGAAUUUUCGAGUUGCGCCGAAAAAUUGUGGGAAUCUCCGGGAGGACAAUCGAGUGCCUUCGAGAGAUUUUUGAGGAGCACACAAAUUUGGUAACUUUUUUUCUAUUUUUCCAGUGACAAAUGACGUCAUAGAUCUCUAUAAUUAAAAAAAAGUGAAAAAAAGUACACAUUGAUUUGGAACUAAUUUGGUCAAGUGUACGAUUUUCUUGAGAAAUUUCGAUUUUUCCCAGAUUUUCAAAAAAAUUUUGAAACUGUAGUUUCUUGAGCGUACUGUUGGGCAUCUGAAAAAUUGUAGUCCUACAGUACUUCAAGGCACAGUAUCCCUGUAAUUUUUCUCAAAAACAAAAUCAAUUCUGAAGUUCUAUGAUUUUUUUCAAACUACAAAACUUGAACUACAUUUGAUUUAUCAAAGAGAGAAUUAAUUCGAUUUCGGAAUCGCAACAUAAAUUACCACACUUUUCCCAAUGUGAUUUAUUUUUUACCGGAAAAUAGAAACCAUUUUUUUCAAGAAGAAGCGGAAGUAAAAAAAAACUUUUUAACUGUUUUAAAAUAACUUCCUUUUAAAAAAUUUCUAAAAAUAAUUUAUUUCCUGACUCUUCAAAUUGAAGUUUUGAGAAUCUAAUUUUAUGAGAAAAAAAUGAUGUUGAUCUACCAAGAAACAUUUCUGAUCUUUAAAAAUCUCUAUCAAAUCAGACACGCGCGGGAUAUAUUUGAUAACAGAAAUUUGUGUGCCUGAUUUAUGAUCUACCCAUGAAUUUUCACGAAAAGUCAAAAAAUGUUGAAAUAACAUUGCAGGUCAAAAUUAGUUUUUCGAGUUUUUCAGCCAAAAAUGAUGACAAAUCAAUAUUUUUAAGCUUCUGGAGUAACUUCUGAUUAAAAUUGACCUUGGAAUUCACUUUCCAGAGGGUUUUGCUGAUUUUUCGUAAAAUAAAAAAUUCAAAUUUUGAUGAAUUUCGAAAAAAUUCAUUAAAAAAAUCAGCAAAAUAGGGUUCUGGAGAAGCUUAAUUUUCAUCAGAAAGUACUCCAGAAGCUUCAAAAAUAUUCGAUUUGUCAUUAUUUUUGGCUGAAAAACUUGAAAAACUUAUUUUGACCAACAAUGUUUUUUCGACAUUUUUUGAUUUUCGUGAAUUGAUCUUUCGAUGUUAAAAAAACAUUUUUAAACAUUUUUCUCGUUCGUGAAUCAGCCCUAACUUUGAAUCGUAUCUAGAAAACUUUUGAUCUACCAGAAUUUUAACAUGAUUUUUACAAACUUUUUGAUCUAUCAAAAAUUAAAUUUCUGGAUGUUUAUCUACCAAAAUGUUUUGAUCUACCAGAAAUCUAUCAAUAGUUUCAUUUCCCAUCCUGAAUCACAUUCUGAAGAUUCUGAAGGCCACCCUGGACCAAUUCCCUCCCAUUCAAAAACUCCUAGUUUUCUGAUCUACCCCAAACUCUGCCAAAUAUCAGACCCGCUCCCAAAAAUGCGAUUUCUGGCGCCAAUCAUCAUCAUCAUCCGAAUCAUGUGUCAAACAAUCAAUCGAAUCAAAAUGCGAUGACCAUCGCGAACAUUUACAAAACGAUUUUUCGAAGGUAAAAAAUCACCGCAAAAAAAACUUGACCUUCAAUUAUUUUUCUCCCCCAAAAUUUUUUGUGUUGUUUAUCAAUUUUCUCAUUUCUCUUUGUCUCUUUAUUUUUAUUGUGUGCGUUUUUCUGAAAAUCUUCUGAAAAUAUUUUGCUGAUUUUUUUCAGCACGCUCAACUUCUCGAGGAGUUUUUCUGCAAUUCGGAAUAA